This is a messenger RNA of Bombus pyrosoma, 5687 nucleotides long. RefSeq names its product palmitoyltransferase Hip14 (gene Hip14). The transcript has 10 exons. Gene Ontology annotation, molecular function: protein binding; palmitoyltransferase activity. Gene Ontology annotation, cellular component: Golgi membrane. Gene Ontology annotation, biological process: protein palmitoylation. Lineage: Eukaryota; Metazoa; Arthropoda; Insecta; Hymenoptera; Apidae. The record is from RefSeq and is a predicted model, not a curated record. Bases 550 to 2394 code for a protein of 614 amino acids.
UUCGUUCGAUGAGCAUCGGAUACCGAUCGGGCUGUUUGCGAAGCCGUUUGGUCAAUAAGAAGCUCCUCGUGAAAUUUGAGAUAGCAGAAUGUACGUACAUGUGACGCGAAUGGUGUAUCGUGUAUCGGUCCGGUACGCGACCUGUGCUCAAUAAUUCCAUCAAAAAAGGAAACAUUCACGGCGAUGAAAUUCUGUGACAAAUAAGGAGAAUAAGAACAGUGCUGACAUACCUGAGUCGCAAGAGAAACAGCAAGUUAUUGCAGAAUAUCCUUUCUACAGACGAAAGAAAAAAAGGUCAACACUUGUCUGGAUUGUAUGCGAUGUGCCGGCGACCCACCCUCGCUCACUGUUUAUCCUUUAAGUAUAAAUCUAACCCUUUACUACGUAUUCGAGGGUAGCAUGCCGCAUACUAUGCAAAUCUACCAUCACCGUUGUCAUUGCCUAGGAGUUACAUUUUACAAGAUAAAUCAAUUUUAAAAAUUUAUUUUUGGACACAGACCUUUCUUGUAUCUAUAGCCUGAUUUCCAAGUUAAUAUUAAUAAAUUCAACAUGUAUGCAUUAAAAAUACAAACUGCCUGUCAAAGCGAGGGUAGUGGGGAACCUGAUGAUCCAAGUAGUCAUCAUCAAGAACCUGUUAGACCUCCAGCACAGGAUUGUAGUUCAUUUGACAUUGUUAGAGCAACUCAGUAUGGAGCUUUGGAUCGUGUGACUGAAUUAGUAGAAGCUGGUGCUGAUGUAAAUCAGCCAGAUUCAGAAACCGUAACAUUAUUGCAUUGGGCAGCAAUAAAUAAUCGAAAAGACAUAGUAAAAUAUUUGAUUGCAAAGGGAGCUGUUGUUGAUGCAAUCGGUGGUGAACUUGCUUCCACACCACUACAUUGGGCUACAAGACAAGGUCAUUUAUCUACAGUUGUGAUAUUAAUGAGAGCAGGAGCAGAUCCAACUCUUAGAGAUUCUGAAGGAUUUUCAUGUAUUCAUUUGGCAGCUCAAUUUGGUCAUACCUCUAUUGUAGCUUAUCUAGUUGCAAAAGGAGUAAAUCCAAAUAUGCCAGACAGAAGUGCAAUGACACCCCUCAUGUGGAGUGCCUAUAAAGUUAAUAGUUUUCCCUUUUACAGUUUAGAUCCAACACGCUUGUUACUGACUCUAGGAGCAUCUCAUUUGCUCGCAGAUAAUUUACAUGGUAAUACUGCUUUGCAUUGGGCAAUUAUAGCUGAGAAUAGUACAGCGAUAUCAACGCUAGUCCAUCAUGGUGCAUCUUUGGAUCGACCUAAUGUUCUAUAUGAAACACCAAUGACAUUAUUGGAUCGUCAUAUUGGUGCUGCCUGGUUAGGACAUAAAAUCAGUCAAGAAAUCAGAGAAAAACAAGGCAGAACAAGAAUAUGGUGUAGGGAUAAGAGAAUACGCUGGUAUUGUAUGGUCAGUACGCCAUUUAUAGUUUUUUAUCUCAUUGGAAUGAUUUUUCAAAGUGGAUUGGAUUAUCUAAUAAAAAUAGGUGCCUUUAUCACUCUUUAUAUAGCACUGUAUUUAGCUAAUCAUUUUAUCUUUGACGAACGAUUAUUUCAUAUUAUACCAAUGUCAAUCUAUUUGGCUACAAAGAUGUGGAUAUAUAUAACAUGGAUAUUUUGGUUAGGCAUACAUGCUGCAUGGUAUUUAUGGUUACUAUUAGUAGGUGGAUCUGUACCACUCUGGAUAUGUUUCUUACAAUCCUGGAGGGGUGAUCCAGGUGUAAUUACAGCUACACAUGAGGAUAAGUUAAAUACAAUUAUAGAAUUAGCAGAGUCUGGUGGUUUUGAACCACAAUCAUUUUGCAGCAGUUGCUUGAUUAGAAGACCUAUGAGAUCUAAACAUUGUUCUACGUGUGAUCGGUGCGUUGCACGCUUCGAUCAUCAUUGCCCUUGGAUUAAUAAUUGCAUUGGUGCGCAUAAUCACAAGUAUUUUCUGGGAUUUUUAGCAUCAUUAUUAGGCCUCUGUAUUGUUAUUUUAUCCGCUAGUGCACAGUAUUGGCAAUUUGAGUGUUGGACAAAUUUAACAAAAGGGCAUACCGCUGAUAAUUAUCUAGUUACUACGGCUACAUGCGAUGCUUGGGUAAUGUGGGUUGCAGCAAAUACGGCCCUUCAUUUCUUUUGGGUCGGUACGCUACUUGCGUGUCAAUGUUAUCAGAUAAUGGUUCUUGGAAUGACAACAAACGAACGCAUGAACGCAGGACGCUAUGCACAUUUCAAACAGGGGAAUCCUUUCCAUCGUGGCGCUCUUCAGAAUGCGGCUGAUUUUUGUAAUUUAAGCUUCUGUGGAGUAAAAGCAAAGCCCAGUUCAGAUUGGUUACACAGUUUCGAUCAUAAGCAGAGCAUCGAAAAGUUGCCUCUACUUGCUACGAAAGACAACUUCCAAUAUAUUUAGAGUUUUUCUCAAGGAUCGCAGAACUGUCAUGGAAGAUAAUGUAAUUUUGCCAUCAGAAGCUAACAUAGUGUGUCAUAUCAUUUGCGCCUGGAGCAUACUUCUGAAUUACCAAAGAGUUACUACAAAAUUGGAAGUGACUUUUAAGGAAGGUAGUGAUUUUGCAUAUACAGAUUUAAAUUGCAUAAUAUAAGUAAUUUCUUACAUUUAAUAAAAUACAAAUUUUAACAUUCGUCUACCGUAAAAGACUGUUCUACGACGUAAGUAUGCAUAUCCCACAUUUGUGUACUCUUCGUUUCAAAUAUGAAACAGAAGAACACGUUGCACAAGUACUUUGACUCUAUUUUUACAACAAAUUAUGAACCAAGAUUCCUUUUUGUCUUCGUAUAUUAUCUCUACAGUUUACUUCUUAAUUCGAUAAACGAAAUGUUAACAUAAUUGAUUAAAAUGUAGUUUAUUUUACAUCGCAUUGUAAAUAUCUAUACUUUUCAUGGAAUUGUAAUGUCACAGAACAUGAACACGUUAACAUUCUCUUUUUUUCAAUUACAAGUUUUUAAGUUUACUUUAAAUGUUAUAAAUCCCAACGAGUAUCAGAUUUAAUCCAUAAAUAAUUUAUUUGUAUAAGUACAAUUCUGAUCAUGUUGGAAAACAGUAAUAUCUUUAUACAAAAAAAGCCAUGACAGUCAGUUGUAUAAGAUCAUUAUAUAAUCGAUGUUAUUUAUUACAAUUAUUUGUACUUUGCAGUUUUUAUUGUCCAUGAUAGAAACAUGAGUAUUCAUAUUAAAUUUGAAUAAAAUUCAGAAUAUGUAAAAAAGUUAUUAAAAGGUAUUACUAACGAAAAGUAUGGCAUAUUUAUAUUUAAUAGUUAACGGAUCAAUUUCAAUCCAAAAAAUAAAUCAAACGUUGUGCAACAUUAUUGUAAGUAAAAUUACAUUGCAUAUUAUUGUUGGCAAUUUAAUCCGUUUUUCCGUACUUAUGAAUAAGUUUACCUGACUUAAGUGCCAUGCUUAUGCUCUUCAAAAGACAUGCGUAUACAAUACGUAUUUACACUCGUAUAUAUAUAUAUAUAAGUAUUUAUUUAUGCUCUUUGUAAGAUUUGAUUAAUGUUGUCUGUUGUAUUUAAUCUAUUACUACAUUAUGUAAAAACCAUUUUAAACGAUAGCAAUAUAGGAUAGUCUAUAACAAUUGUUUAUAAUGUCUGUUUUAAUAGAUGUCAUACUUUGAUAAUGUCAUCGAUUUCAAAAAAUUAUAUUAUUAUGCGUAGAAAUACCAAAUAUAAAAUAAGAGAGGAGCCUGAUACAUUUUUGUACAAUUACAACGUGUGACGACAGUUACUAAUAGAAAAUAAUUGUGAGAUAUUACUUUACAUUCCAGAAACGUACUUCGGUGUAUAACUGUGAGUUUCUUUUUCGUCUUUAACGUUAGCGUGUGAUUAAAAACGUAUGCUCAUGCUUUUAAUUCGUUUGUCAGCAUCAUUGACAUGCGUAAACAAUUGGAGUGCACUGUUAAGGUUGCAAGUGCUAUGUCAAUUCCACUUUCUAACAUUCUUAGUCGUGAUUAUCAAAUACUAAUACUAUGAAAGUUGUGUUGCGCGCACAAUUAAAGAAGGAAACCAGGCAUUCUACAAUUGAUUGCAUCCUUAACAGGAUAGGACACAAUUUAAUUUUAUUAAGAUAUAAUUUAAAAUAAAAGCCCAUGUUAAGAAUAUUUUCGUCAAUGAUCCUGUUUAACCAGUUAUUAAGUAUAAGUAUUAAAUACUCAAGCUAAAGAGAGUGCAUGUGUUUUUUACAUUGCAUUCCCAAUAGGUGCCUAAAUAUCCAAUUAUGUAUAUUACCUUAUAUGAAUUUAUAAAAAGGAUACUCUGUGGAUCGAUCAAAAGUGGUUUAAGGAUACUUUAAAUUUAAGUUCUUAUUCGUUAAGUAAUCUUCAAUAUGUUCCGAAUAAUUGAGCACAGAUAAGUGUCGUGUCAUAGUUUAUUAAUUUUAUCUGCAUAACAACCGAAGAUAACGAUUAGAUCAUUUCAUCAACUGUAUUAUUAGAUUCUCUGAGUUUACGUUGUAGUAACGGUUAAUAUGCAAGUCAUUUAAUUUCAUUAUGUAUAUAACUGAACUUAAUUUUAGUUUGGUAAUUUGGCAAUCUUGUUCGAAAGUCUUUGAUAUAAGAAUACGCAUGUACAGGACGAAAUUAAUAUUUGGUACAUUUAUCCGACUCUCAUUUAUUAAAAAUAAGUUUUCAAUUUUGAUUGCUUGUACAGAAUGUUACGAGGUGUUUGUACAAAACAUUGAGACAUACAUAUGUAAUAUUAUAUAAUAUAUAGAAUCGACCGUGCGAUGAUAUUAAAGAAUGAAUACUCUAUGUCAGAAUUAUUACAAGAAACACGACGCGUAUAAAUAUUAUAAAUACAAAUGUUAGUUAGAUGUAAUUACUUGAUAACAAACUAUUAAUUACUUAUAGAAUGAAUGUGUUAAUUAAGUCAAGCAUAUAAUUUCUCUCGAAUGUAUGGUAUACGUUUAGUAUUUAUUCAUAUUUCCAAUCUAGUCCAAUUGAUAUUAAGGUAAACCGGUAUGUAGAUUAUGUUUACUUCCUAUAAGCGACAAGACACAGUCGAUUUAUGUAUAGCAAGCAAUUUCUCUCGUUUUUCAAAGUGAGUGAGUCGGAAACAAAAGAAGGAUUGUGUAAUUAAUGACGCAAUAUCAACGAAUACGAGCAUUGAGAAACUGUAUUAUAACAUUUUGAGAAACAUACAAAUAAGAAAUAGAUAAAUACAAGACAGGAAAGUUUUUAUAAUAAUUAACAUUUUUAAAUGUUUAAUUUGUAAAUUGCAAGAAUUGUUUGCUUCGAAAAUGUAUAAGGAAGUUGAAUUAAUGAAUUAAAUAUACAGAUUAAGAUUUGAAAAAAGCAGAUAUUUAGAAAUAUGUGAGAAUUUGAACGUUUAGAUUCUAGUUAAUCUAGUUUAGAUUCUAGUUAAAUUUUUCGUGGAAAACGAUUAAAUAUAGUUGUAAAAACCUUUUGUCUGACUUGUUACGACUUUGAAAAAUUAUGGAACUCCUCGCAAACAUAGAUCAGUUUACAGCUGUUGUAUCGAAUCAUAUUAGGCUAAUUAUAACACUCUAUUUCUGAUUCAAUCAAUGUAAAUAAUAAUCUUUUACUUCUAACGGCGUUUUAAGAACAAAUAAAGUUUAAAAAAGCAAAGUAUCGGAGAUGUAAACAUUCUUGGCAAUUAAUUGCAAAAUUCAAUUAUAGUUACUAUACGUUGUAUAAUAAAUAAAAAAAAAUAUAUAUAAAUGAUUAAUUUA